Molecule: messenger RNA, 7283 nt
Organism: Sphaeramia orbicularis (orbiculate cardinalfish)
Lineage: Eukaryota; Metazoa; Chordata; Actinopteri; Kurtiformes; Apogonidae
Gene: prex1
Product: phosphatidylinositol-3,4,5-trisphosphate-dependent Rac exchange factor 1
Exons: 41
Coding region: 262-5241 (1659 amino acids)
Biological process (GO): G protein-coupled receptor signaling pathway; positive regulation of GTPase activity; regulation of signaling
Cellular component (GO): plasma membrane
Molecular function (GO): GTPase activator activity; guanyl-nucleotide exchange factor activity; protein binding
Source: RefSeq, a predicted model, not a curated record
UCUGUUCGGGUCCACUGUUGCUCUCAGCUGGUGUUGGAGUCACUCAGCCCCGGCGGCUCUGCGUUCGUUGUUUGGUACUUUUGGUGAACUUUAUUUCCAGUGUGUGGUGCAUUGCGCAUCACCACUCGGGGAGGUUUUACAACUUGCUGCUGUAAAAUGGACUGAAGGAACAACUUAAGCAAAGUGUGGAUAUUUUUUUGGGGAAAAGAAGACUAUUUUGUGUAGGUAUUAGUGACUCUUCUGGGAGGCUGUGUUACCAUCAUGGAAGAGGAAGACGGGCAUCUGGAGAACGGGAUCCACGCCACCAAGGACUCGGACCGACAGCAGAGACUCAGGCUUUGUGUCUUAAAUGAAAUUCUGAACACCGAGAGGGAUUACGUCCGGACCUUGCUUUUCCUUCAGUCGGCAUUUUUGCACAGAAUCAGACAAACGGCAGAUGAUCAGCAGUGUCUCUCACCUGAACAUGUCAAGAUUCUGUUUUCAAAUAUUGAGGACAUCCUGGAGCUGCACAAAGAGGUAUUAUCGGCCGUGGAGGCCAGUCUGCAGCCAGAACCCCAGCCCCAUCAUGCAUUGGGACACGUGUUUCUGCAGUUUAAGGAGAGCUUCUCAGUAUAUGGCGAGUACUGCAGCAACCAUGAGAAGGCUUUGCGCCUUCUUAUGGAGCUUAACAAGAUCCCCAACAUCAGGACCUUCCUACUGCACUGUAUGCUACUAGGAGGGAAGAAAAGCACAGAUAUUCCUCUGGAGGGCUACCUACUCACCCCCAUUCAGAGGAUCUGCAAGUACCCUCUGCUCCUGAAGGAACUGUUGAAGCGAACCCCUAAGAAGCAUGCUGACUAUCCAGCAGUGGAAGAGGCACUACAGGCCAUGAAAGCUGUCUGUUCCAACAUCAAUGAGACCAAGAGGCAGAUGGAGAAACUGGAGGCUCUGGAACAGCUGCAAUCCCACAUAGAGGGCUGGGAGGGUACCAACCUGACAGAUAUCUGCACAGAGUUGCUGCUUCAUGGAAAUCUACUCAAAAUCUCAGCUGGAAACAUCCAGGAACGGGUCUUCUUCCUCUUUGACAACCUUCUGGUUUACUGCAAGAGGAAGUCCAGGGUUUCUGGAAAGAAGUCCACCAAGAGGACCAAGUCUAUCAACGGGCCCCUCUAUGUGUUCAGAGGCCGAAUCAACACUGAGGUGAUGGAGGUGGAAAAUGUGGAAGAUGGAACAGCUGACUAUCACAGCAACAAUUACACAGUGACUAAUGGCUGGAAGAUCCACAACACUGCGAAAAACAAAUGGUUUGUCUGCAUGGCCAAAAACGCAGAGGACAAGCAGAAGUGGUUGGAUGCCAUCUUGAGGGAACGGGAGCAGAGAGAAAGUCUCAAACUUGGAAUGGAGCGGGAUGCCUAUGUGAUGAUUGCUGAGAAGGGGGAGAAGCUCUACCACAUGAUGAUGACCAAGAGCCGGCACCUGAUUAAGGAUCGGCGCCGGAAACUCAGUAUUGUGCCCAAGUGCUUCAUGGGAAAUGAGUUUGUGUCCUGGCUGAUAGAAAGUGGAGAGAUCAGUAAACCCGAUGAAGGGGUCAACCUGGGACAGGCUUUGCUGGAAAAUGGCAUCAUCCACCAUGUGUCAGACAAACAUCAGUUCAAGAACGAGCAGGUGUUGUACCGCUUCCGCUACGAUGAUGGCACCUACAAGGCACGCAGUGAGAUGGAGGACAUCAUGUCUAAGGGCGUGAGGCUGUACUGCCGCCUCCACAGCCUCCACACGCCUGUCAUCAAGGACAGAGACCAUCAUCUGAAAACCUUUAAAUCUGUGGUGCCUGCCAGCAAGUUGGUGGAUUGGCUCAUCUCACAGGGUGACUGCUCAACCCGAGAGGACGCCGUGACGCUGGGUGUAGGGCUCUGCAACAAUGGCUUCAUGCAUCACGUUCUGGAAAAGAGUGAGUUUAAAGAUGACUCCCAGUUCUUCCGUUUCUAUGCGGAUGAGGAGACUGAGGGAACCAGCACCAAGAGCAAACAGCUUCAGCGCAAUGACUUCAAACUCAUUGAAAACAUCUUGGCCAAAUCCCUGGUGAUCCACCCUGAAGAGGAAGACUAUGGCUUUGAGAUUGAGGAGAAAAACAAGGCCAUUGUGGUGAAAUCUGUCACCAGAGGCUCACAUGCUGAGAUGGCAGGUCUGCAGGUGGGCAGGAAGAUCUACACCAUCAACGAGGACCUGCUGUUCCUCAGGCCGUUCUCUGAGGUCGAAGCCAUGAUCAGCCAAGCCUUCUGCAUACGACGGUCCCUUCGACUGCUGGUCGCCACCAAGGCCAAGGAGAUUGUGAAGAUCCCUGACAAUCCAAACAGCCUGUCCUUCAGACUCUGUGGCUCCGCCCCUCCUCAUGUCCAUGCUGUCAGGAAAGGCUGGGAGGCGGCUGGGGUGGGUCUUCAGCCAGGUCAGGUCAUCUUGAAGGUCAACGGAAACAACGUCAACCACAGCGACUACCAGGAGGUCCUGGAGCACUUCAGUGCACAGCACACACACCAGGACCCCCCCCAAAUGUGCCAAUGGGUGUACCGGGCCUUUGAGGAUGUGGAAGAACUACAGCGAGAACAAGGCUCGGGUGAAAAGGAAGAAAGCCUGUUCAGGCCAUACCCUGUGGAGAAUGGCUCAGACCACGAAGAGGAGAACGGCACCAAUGGAACAGAUUACCGAUUGGCCAGGCUUUCCUUGUCUGAUGACCUGCCUUUGGUCAGUCUGACAGUAGAUAACGUCCAUCUGGAGCAUGGUGUGGUCUAUGAGUAUGUCAGCACUGCAGGUAUUAGGAGCCACGUCUUGGAGAAGAUUGUGGAGCCUAAAAGCUGCUUCAGCCUCACCGCUAAGAUCCUGGAGGCGUUUUGCGGUGAUGACAGUCUCUUUGUGCGUAACUGCAGCCAGCUCAUCUCCCAGAGCGACAGAGUAGUUACAAUGCCUCAAUACGAGUUCAGACAAAUCUGUGACACCAAGCUGGAGAGUAUCCGGCGGCGUAUCAGUAGUUAUCAGCAGUUUGCCUCCGAGCUCAGGAAUAAGGUGUGGCCCUCCUUCAGGCAGGCCGGUGUUCGCCCCCACCCACUGGGCUGCAUGGACUUUGUUCCCACCAACUGCCACAUUAACUUGAUGCAAGUCUCCUACCCAAAGAGCACCACGUCUGCUGGCAGGACUUUCAGUAUUCGAUUUGGUCGCAAGAACUCGCUGUUUGGCUUAGACCCUGACCAAGCCCAACUCAACCCCAUGUCCCACACCCAGCACUGUGUGACCAGUAUGGGAGCUCCAUCCUGGACGUGCAGCGGCCUGAUAGGAGACGAGUUGGACGGCAACGGCGAGGUGAUGGAAGGAGGUGACGGCUGCGCUGACGGUCGGCGAAGUGGCCAAGGGGAAGGCGGGUUGAGUUUCCUUCUCAAACAGGAGGACACAGACAUCCAGGAUGCCUACAUUCACCUGUACAGCCGUCUCGAUGUGGCUGUGAGGGAGAUGAGGCAGUACGUCGCUCAGAUAGAUGUUUUGUUAUCGUCAAUCACUGAGCCCACACAGCUCCAAGGGGAGAGUGGGGAGCCCCCGGUCUAUGAACCGAGCCAGCCCCCCCCUCUGGCCCCCUGUGAGGAUGGCUGCGACCAGGACAAAGUGGAGGGAGGUGGAAUCAAGAGAGUCUGCUUCAAGGUGAACGAAGAUGACCAGGAGGACUCUGGUCAUGACACAAUGAGCUACAGGGACUCAUACAGCGAGUGCAACAGCAACAGAGACUCAGUCCUGUCCUACACCAGUGUUCGAAGCAACAGCUCUUACCUGGGGAGUGAUGAGAUGGGAUCAGGGGAUGAGUUGCCAUGUGACAUGAGGAUUCCUUCAGACAAGCAGGAUAAACUGCAUGGCUGCCUCGAGCACCUUUUCAACCAGGUCGACUCCAUCAACAGCCUUCUCAAAGGAUCUGUAAUGACCAGGGCCUGUGAUGAGACAAAGCACUUUUACUCCGACCACAGCCAGCCCGAGUUUCGCCAGACAGAAGACUGGACAGUUCGUUGUCGUCACAUUAUCCACAAAAACAUCCAGGAGGACCCUUGGAACCUGCCCAGCUCUAUCAAAACCCUGGUGGAAAGCCUGCAGAGAUAUGUGGACGAUGGAAAGAACCAGCUUCUUCUUGCUCUGCUCAAGUGCACAGAUACGUCUCUGCAGCUGCGGCGGGAUGUGAUCUUCUGUCAGGCGGUGACGGGUGCCCUGUGCACGCUGGCCGAGCAACUGUUGGCGGCUUUGCGGUUGCGGUUCAACAAUGCUGGCGAAUACCAAGAAGACAGCAAAGAGACCAGUCGCAAGUGGCUCGAACAGAUCUCUGUCAUCGGUGUGCUGCUGCACUUCCAGUCCACAUUAGCGCCGCACUUGAAAGUGGAGCGGACCAUGCUGGAAGACACCAAGGCAGCCCUGUUGGACCUGGACAAAGUCACUGUGUUCUUCAGGCAACUGGAGGACGAGUGUCUCGUCGCAAAUACACCAGUGUGUUACCAGGUGGAAGGCAGCCGACAGGCCUUGAGGGUCACUCUGUACCUGGACAGCUGUCACUUCAACGAGCUGCCCAGUCGCCUGCAAAAUGGAGGAAGCCUCAAACUGCACACUGUCCUCUUCACCAGAGCGCUGGAGCGUCCAGAGGGAGUUUCCCAGCAGGAUUACAUUGCUAUGGAGGAGUUCCAGCAGCGCACUAAUGCUGUCUCACUGGAGAAGGUCAAGGCCUACUACCGCAGACUCAGGGCUUUCUAUUUGGAGAAGUCAAACCUCCCCACAGACUCCAACACCACAGCCAUGAAGAUCGACCAGAUACUGGGCCUUGAAGUUAGAGACCUCCAACCAAGCAUUUCCAAACUGCUGCGACCCCUCAACACACUGGACGACCUUUGUCGACUAAUGCAGUCCUAUGUCAAUGUGCGCCCAAGCGCUCAAGGCCACCCAUCGGGGAUCAGUGUACUGUGUGUGUCCUCAGAGCUGUGUAACCGCCUGGGAGCCUGCCACAUCACAAUGUGUGGUACAGGCAUGCAGAGAUGUACGUUAAAUGUGACACUGGAGCAGUCGAUGAUUCUAGCCAGGAACCACGGUCUGAUGCCACGCUGCAUCAUGCAGACCAUGGACAUCAUGCGCAAGCAGGGGGCGCGAGUCGAGCUCUCUGCUAAAAAUCUCAAGGUAAUGGACCAGAUGCCUCCAUCAGCCCCAAGGCUCUUCAAGUUGUGUUUACCACCAUCAGAUGGAGAACUUUAAGAAAACAUCACUUUAUCUUGAACUCAUCAAAGUAAGGAGGAUGUGACAAAGACAAUGAGGAUGAGAGAUGACAGGCUAAAGAGGAGUGCGACCACUUUUCCUUCCAAGAGACACUGCCAUGGAAAGACCUUUGUUCCCCCGCCACCACUGCCCCAGUCACACAGGGAUCAUUUGAGCAUCAAAACCACUAGAACCUUCAGGCUAACGCUGUGAGCACACGAUGUUUGUUGGGUGUUAACCUGGAAGCACCUAGUGAGACUGCUACAACCGGAAAACUCACAUCUGUACUGUUCACCUGGGUUGCUGCCCAGUUAGAAGUACCUCAGCUGUUGACAUAAAGCUGACACAAAAAGACUUGACUUGACAACAAGAGUGAGAGGGAGACGCCAUAAAGAAGAUACCGCAGUGAUUCCACUCAUCGCAGGGCUCUUAUAUUUUUAACUGGAUUAACUAAACUACCUGGUCAUCUUAAACGUUAUGCAUUCUGCCUCGGACUGCAAAAAUCCAGAGAACUGUCUUGUCUUCUUUCUCUGUUUCUCGCCAGGGUUUUCUCAGUGUUGGGACCCCCAGUUGAAGUAGAAGACUUGAAUGCCCUGGUGUUCAUGUUAUGCUAGCUGGCUGAAUAGAUGCAGAAAGAGGAAAGGAAGUAGGGACUGAGGGAGAGGUGAGACGAUAGAGUGUAGGGGGCUGCUUGCUUUUCUCUUCAGCCCAUUGCAUGUGGUUACUGUGCAAUUACUGUAGGUUUAGUGUGAGUACUGUAUUACUGCACUAUACAUGAAGGAUAGUUAUUUAUUAUGUCCGGAAGGAGCUAAUUUUUAUCCCUCACUUAUACUAUUUCAGGUAUUAAAAGAAUCUAAAAGCAUUCCAGCCUAUGUAUUGAGCAGUAUUUAACGGACCAAUGGCAUGCCAUUUUCUUAGACUUAAGCUGCCUGUGUAUUUCAUUUUAUUUAUGUGUAUAGAAUCUGUCAGGAAGUGUUGCAUUAAUCUUCAGGGAGUGUAAGGGAGAGAUAGUGAACAGAGUCAGGACAAAAAGAAGCUAAAAGCAAACAAAACAAUACUGUUUGUUGUUUAGCAGCCAAGACAACCAGGCGGGAUAUUAAAGUCAUUGUUAAAUUAUUAAUAUAUUAGUUCAGAUGUACUAGUUGAAGGAUUACCUUCUUUUAACGUUUUAAAUUGGCUUUUAAGCUGUCGUAUUUACUGUACUGGGUGUUCGGUGAAAAAGCACAAUGAACGGUCCAUUCAAAUCACAGUGUUAGAGGAAAACAAAGUACUGUAAUGAGUUGGUGGAUGAUGUAAACAAAGGGAUUGUUUCAGGACUGAAACACAUUAUUAGUAACAUUAUUUUACUGAAGAUUUUAAUUUCUUGUACAUACGAGCAGAAAAAAGAUAGGAUAUGUCUUACAGCAGCAGAGUAAUGCUAUAACUUAAAUUGGAUUAUUUUUAUGGAGAUAAUAUAGUAUAUAAAACAUUUAAAUCUUGUUUUAUUUUGUUGUUUUUGUAUUCAUGACUGCAUUUCAAAGAGAACCUGUUUCUUCUCUUCGCUGAGCGUAACCUCACUGACAACAUGUUAAAAAGGUUUGACAUGAAUUACAGAAUCCAUCUGGACAUGCUGCAAUCAUUAGAUACAUCACUUAACCCUUUUUAUUUAUUUAAAAUCAGACUUGACUCCAGUGCUAGUCCCCUCAUUCCUCUGCACAAGCAUGGCAACUAUACAUCUCAUUUGGCCUUUAAAUAUUUACACACGGUGCUCCCAAUUCAAGUAUCGGUGAACAUGGCAGCAUAAAAAUACUAUAACAUGGUCUAAAGUGUGCAUUUAGUUUAGCUAAUGACUGCAGCAUGUUGGUGUAGCUGGACAAACAAACCUGUCACUGAUUACACAUUUAUUUACAUUAUUCUAAUGUUUGAUUAUUGUACAUACUUUAUUUGCAAUUUUAUGUUGCCUGAAAAUAACUGUACAAAGGAUCUUUGUUGAAUCUUUCUAAGAUUAUCAUUGUAAAUGCAAUCUUAACAAGCUAGUAAAUAAAAUGUUCACAGGAAGAUGA